CUCUCUCUCUCUGUCAGGAUGGAGAUGAUGAUGAUGUUCAUGAUGCUGAUGAUGAUGGUCUCUGUGUCCCCUGGUCCUCUUCCUCCGUCACUUGGCUCCUUCAGUCAGGAAGGAAACACCACAGACAGUCUUCUUCACCAUGUAACGGAAAACUCCACCAGGAACCACUCAAUCAUGCCUGUUUACACGUUUUCCCUGGGAUGCCCUCUGCCCACCUGUCAUAUCAUAAACCUUGGUUCAGAUCUGCAGAAAGGCGAUGAGAAAGCAGGUGAUUCCACCAAAAACCCGCUGGGCCCUGGAAAAAAAUAACGACACAGCUCUUCAUUGAUGACAUCAUCCCCACAGCUGUGAUGAUCAAUCCUCUAUAAAUCCAUAUUUCCUACAUUCAAUCCUCUACGACAAUCGUCCUGUGAUCACUAUACGACAGUGUACAUCAUGUGAUCAGUACAAUAUCCUGUGAUUCAUACUUUACUUUAUUAAUACAUCCAGAAAUUACCCUUCAACAAAUAUCCUGACAUCAGUGAUCAGUCUCUAUGAACAUUACCGUAUUGAUUCAAGUAGAAGACAACCUUGAUUAAACAUGUCAAUGCUUCCUUU
Messenger RNA from Notolabrus celidotus (New Zealand spotty), 597 nucleotides. RefSeq lists its product as uncharacterized. NCBI's taxonomy places the organism in Eukaryota, Metazoa, Chordata, Actinopteri, Labriformes, Labridae. The transcript has 4 exons. The coding region runs from base 19 to 309 and encodes 96 amino acids. The record is from RefSeq and is a predicted model, not a curated record.